Molecule: messenger RNA, 1848 nt
Organism: Sardina pilchardus (European sardine)
Lineage: Eukaryota; Metazoa; Chordata; Actinopteri; Clupeiformes; Clupeidae
Product: C3a anaphylatoxin chemotactic receptor-like
Exons: 3
Coding region: 298-1293 (331 amino acids)
Biological process (GO): positive regulation of cytosolic calcium ion concentration; inflammatory response; complement receptor mediated signaling pathway
Cellular component (GO): plasma membrane
Molecular function (GO): G protein-coupled receptor activity; complement receptor activity
Source: RefSeq, a predicted model, not a curated record
CGUCAUUGGAAUAUAAUAGUCUAAGAGGAAUUUCAUAUUUUGUAUUUUGUAUAUUGCCCUCCUUUUCUCUUUCAGUCGAACACAGAUUCAUACAUAAAACUCUUGCAGAUACACCUAAUUUGUCAAAGAAAGUGCUUAAUUUAUGGAUCCGUCAUAUCUGGAUCUAACUGAACCAACAAAACCUAUGAAGCCAACCCAAUGAGGAAAUGAUAAGGAUUUGAGUUACACCAGGCUAUAUCGUUAUGUCUUUGACAAAUUUGAUGAUUUGACAUGUGAUCCAAAGACCCAAUAGUGACAAUGGAAAAUUCAUCAAGAUAUGAGAUUUCAUCGUGUUCCCCUCUGUCAAACAACACGAUCCCUAAGGAAGAGGGAUCUUUGUCCAACAUGCAAAUCUUCUCUCUAGUCAUUUCCUGUGUCAUUUUUGUGCUGGGUGUUAUUGGCAAUGGUCUUGUCAUGUAUGUGACAGGCUUCAAGAUGAAGACUACAGUUAACUCUGUCUGGCUCCAAAAUCUGGCGUUGGCUGAUUUCCUUUUCACACUGUUCCUCAUCUUCUACAUGAUAAGUCUUUCCCUCAAUCAUAGAUGGCCCUUUGGAGCUGUCAUGUGUAAGCUCAACAGUCUAGUCCAAAUAAGCACUAUGUUUACAAGCGUUUUUCUACUCACCGCCAUCAGUUUGGAGCGCUGCUUGGCAACAUGGCUUGUACACUGGACUCGAAACAACUGUACGCCAAAGUGUGCCAGGAUCGUUUGCUUGUCCACAUGGGUAGUUUCACUGACGUGCAGCAUUCCUUUCGUAGAGCCACGCACAGUUGUGGAAAACAAAUGUGUAAGAAAUAAAGAUCCACUGGCCAUGAAGCACAUAGCCAUGUUCCGAUUUGUGAUUGGUUUUCUGAUCCCAUUCCUUGUGAUCACAUGUUGCUAUGUAGCCAUUGCUGUGCGUGUCAGCAGGCUGAAGAUCAUGAAGAAGAGGAAGGUGAAGCCAUUCAGUUUUAUCCUGGCAUUCAUCUUAGCAUUCUUCAUCUGCUGGCUGCCGCUUCACAUCAAUGACUUGAUCAUCAUUGAGCAAGAGUAUGCCUUUAAGUAUAAUCAUAAGCACUAUAACCAAUGUCUGUAUCAGAGGGCUAGAAUGAUAUCUCCAUUUGUGGUCAGCUUGGCCUUCUUCAACAGCUGUGUGAACCCUUUGCUGUACACAUGCAUGUGUGAGGACUUUCGGCACAAACUCAGGCUGUGGAGAAACAAUGUUACAUUCUCUGAAGUGAGACCAAAUAUGGACGAGGGAGAGGAAUUAUUGUGAUUGUGAAUGAUGCUUCCCCUUUGCAUGGGAUAAGUAGCCCCUACUAACUUUCUAAGGUCACAGAUUGGAUAGGAACCAGGCCUAUAUAGGCACCGACAGUGACCUUGAGAAAAUGGAGAUCUAUGUAAAAACUCGCUGGAUUUUUUCCUUUAAUUUUGAAAGCAGAAUUUUGUUCUCUGAUGUAUUUUUGUUUUAUAUGACCUUUUCAAAAUAAAGCUUGAUAACAGAUGAGUUUAGAAUUGGUUUAUAUAGUACCGACAGUACCGACAGUAUUCAGUGACCUUGAGAAAUGAAGAGCUAUGUGAAAACUCGCCAGAUUUUUCCUUUAAUUUUGAAAGCAGCAUUUUGUUCUCUCUCAUGUAAAUUGAUUAUUUUGCAUGACAUUUUGUCUGCAACAGCAUAAACCAAGGGGAAGGGCCUGGAGGGAUGAGACGUUCAGAUGGUAUAAAAAAUAUAUAUUUAAUUAGAAGGUGCUGUCGAACCUGAUAAUGUAAUGUAAUAAAGAAAUGCACUUGAGUCCAUUGAAAAUGUAAUACAACCUGAUAAUGUAAUAAC